Messenger RNA from Tuber aestivum (summer truffle), 2438 nucleotides. The record is from the annotation of a GenBank genome assembly. Lineage: Eukaryota; Fungi; Ascomycota; Pezizomycetes; Pezizales; Tuberaceae.
AUGGCCGCCCAAGGCAAUCGCCCGAAUCAGAGUUCCUUUGCUGGCCUUUUGGUCGUGGCAAUACCCGCGGUGGAAGAUUUGGAUCACUUUGUUCAGGAAGAGAUUGGGCCGGACUAUACCGGUGAGGAUGAGGAUGAGCGGGAGCUGGGAAGGGACAAUCGCCCUAGCAACUCAGGGCCAGAAGAUAAUGGCGAGGGGCCUUCGCAGCCUUCGGAUUUACCCAGGACGAAGGAGAGCACCGGUGGUGGGGGGGCAACAGAGGUUGGAGACAAGGGUAAGGAUGUGGCCUCUGGCCAAAAUGAUAAUGAUGACGACUUAUAUAGUCGCCCAAGUGGUCCAAGUAAGUAAUUGUCCAAUGUAUUAUCAAACUUUGAGAAUCUAUAAUCUAAUUUGUUUUCCCACAAUUUGCAGGGAGACAGGGCCCACCGAUACCGGCUUCCCUACUUGACAGCCUCAUCCAGAAUGAACCGGAUAGGUCAAGCCGCCGACAUAUCAGGGAAAACCAGGCCUUGGAAGAUAAUCAGGAUGCGAUGGCGGCUGCGGUCGCGGACACUACCACCACUAGCGAUGGGGCCCUUCUUGGGCUCUGUGGUGACCAGCUCAACAAUGAUUUUGAGCACCAAGGGUUCGAAGAGGCCGUGAGAAUGUUGGGGGCAGAACUGCUCAUACCGGUCGAAGCCGAUAUCGGGCCCAGAAUGCUCAGAAUCCCAGGGAUCCCCCGUGGACGAUUCCUUCCCCAUCAGGUCUGGGGUGUUUGGUUUAUUGUAGAACGGAUCCUCGCAGACCGUCCCCCUGUGGCCCUAAUUGCUGAUGAUAUGGGAUUGGGCAAAACUCAUUACGCACUUGCCACACUGCUCUACCUCAAAUAUAUUGUUGAUGAGGCUGCAGCAGGCAGAGCUUUGCCGUGCUUAGGUGGAAAGUCGGUGGCUGAACUGGAGGUUGUUCCGCGGAUCUUUGGCGCCGAUAGCAAGGUGUACAGGCGGCCUCGCAUCAUCAUCGUCCCGGCCAACCGUGUCUAUACCUGGGAGCGAGUAGUGCAGAGUUUGAUUCCCCAGACUGGGGUCCAGCUAGUCAACCUCUAUUUGAGUCGUCAGCUCAACCACAACGAGCUCAACUACACUUCGGACGACCCCGGGCGCGGUAAAGCCAUCCAUCUGAUUUCCUAUAGCUCCUACAGAGCCCGCUAUAAACAUCUGGACCGCUUGCAGGGCUGCCAAUGGGGGAUUGGAAUUUUCGAUGAAUCGCAUAUGGCGAAAUCCCGCGCAACCCAGACCUUCGACUCCCUGAUGGAAAUUGAUGUACCCUGCCGGAUCCAGUUAACCGGAACCCCGAUGCACCACACAGUUGGCGAUUGGGUUCCCCAGACCGAGUGGCUGUUCGCCCAAGUCACUGAUCAAGAUGAGCUCGAUAGCCACGGUCCGCGCCUGCUCGACUCAGCAAUUAUCGAGGCGAAGCGCGAAAAUAUAACAUUAGAGCAGGCAUAUGACCGGAUCAAGAGCAUUGCCUGGCCGUGGACCAUCCGGCGCUGGGGAGAGACUAGGGACGCAAACGGGCAGCCCCUGGUUUGCAUUCCCGAGCUUGUGCAGCAUGACGUCCGUCUGCAAUACACCACCGAUGAGGCUAACGCAAUCGACCAGUGGAUCACGGACGCCAAGGGUAACAAGUGGAACGCUAUCCAGACAGUCUUGCAUGAGUGGCGCCUUGCUUGCCUCACCAUGGACCUACCAGACAACGAUGUGAGCUCCGAGGACUCGGAGUCUGGGGAGGCUGCAGUUGUCCAUCGCCAAUCCUGGAAUCGCAAUGACUUCCACGGUGGGCCUACUCUUAGAUGGCUUUCAGAAGUUUUCGUUCCACAGUUGUUGGGACCACCUGAAGGAGGGGUACCAAAUCAGGUCAUCAUUUUUGCCCCAUUGCCAGGCCAAGCAUCUUACGUCAACUGGUUCCUCCGGACCGUUCAUUCCGGUAUUCAUACCAUCUUGUAUCACGCUAGAGUUGCCUCGAGAGACCGGGAUUGUCUACUACAAGAGUUUGCUUCGGGCGAUAGACCGGCUGCGCUUAUCCUCACUCCAGCCCGUGGUGGGACCGGGCUGAACCUUGUUGCGGCAAACCACGUUAUUAUCAUGCAAAAAUUCUGGAACCUCAAUGAGCAACGUCAAGCAGUUGCGCGGAUUCACCGCAUUGGUCAAAGACGCUCCCCAAAAGCGUGGGUCCUGCACUGUGAGGGAGCUGUAGAUGAUAGGGCCGAAGAACUUCACCAGAGCCGUGGAAAGUUUGAGGCGCGGAUCAUGCAUGGAUUGAUUGGGCAGAAAUUCUCCUAUAUGGAGUUAAUGGACGCCAGGGCAACUAGAAUCCGUGAGCUUGAGCGGGCACAAUCUUCUACACAAGCUGUUCCCGAUCCUUCUGGAACUCCGGGUGGUGCUGGUGGUGAUAGUGAAUGA